UGUUUAAACAAACACACUGGGACUAAUACUAUGGGGAAGAAGGGGAUUGGAGAGUCGGUGACGAACCCGACCAAGUCAUUUUGGAAACACCCACAAAAGUAGCAUCGGAGGAAGAGGAAGUGGAACACACAACAGACGACAGAGAGCCUUCUUCCGGCGAGGCUGCCCCCCCCUCUCUCUCUCUCUCUGGUUUGCUCGCUCGCCCGCCGGCCCUUGCCACAUUGAUUGCGCCACGGAAGGGAGGGCGGAAGAGGGUCAUCAUCAGUCUGCUAUUAUCACUGCCGCUUUCCAGGUCCUCAUAGUCUCUACGACUUUCGCUCGAAGCGGUACAAUUCCUUCAUAAUUUCCUCAAAGCGGCCACUCCUUGAUCCCCUUUUCAUUCUCAAUCGCACAAGCUGCCGCACUCAGGAAGGCAGAAUUGACUUUCCUUGCUAUUUGGGAAAGGGAAAUAACCAUGACUGAUUAUAAGACUCGUGAUGGCAAGGAACCCAUGAAAGAUUUACAGGACGGGGUUACCAAUGAUACCUCGAUGGUUGAUGCAGCGGUUGCAGAAGAGGAACAAUUGUCUCGCCCAGAGGAGACCCAACUUGGAAGCAAGGAUUUCCCCUCCUCCAAUGUCUCACAAACUGGAAAAGAGUCUCCUGAAUUUGAUGAUGCAAAAAAUGAAAACAAAGAAUCCCCUCUCCCAGAUCAUGCCCAAAACCUAGUUGCAACUGCAAAGCUGUCCCCGAUCAAAGAUUCUAACCACCCAAAUGUUCAAAGUAUUGAAUUUCCCAAUGAAGGUAUUGAACUACAAGGUUUAACCGAACCUUCUGUUGUAAUCUCAGCCCAGGCAGCUAUUGAUGCUCGUAUAGGUGCCAAUGUAAAUGAGCUACAAGUCAACAGCGAAGAAGUUGAUGGCACUGUGGAACUGAAGAAUGGGCUGGCUGCGGUGGAGUUGAAUCCAGAUAUUGUAACGAAUGAAGAGGAAUUAGUUAUCGGCGAAUCAGGGAUAGAGCUUCCAUCUGGAAAUGAUAGAAAGAACAAGGCAUCUAACACUGAAGUCAGCAGGGCAGAGUUGUCGCUGGAAAAUGAAAUAAAGGAAAAGGAAUUCAGUGUUGGGGUAACUGAAAUAGAGUUACCUCCUGACAGUGGAACAAAGGAGGGGGAAUUAGACAAUGUUGUGACUGGGACGGUGGUGCCACUAGUUAAUGAAAUAAAAGGAAAAUUAAACCAUCCAUCUACAGGGGUGGAGUUGCUACCAGACAAUGAAUUAAAAGAAGAAGCGCCAAAGCCUGAGCUGGAUGUAGGGGAUCCAGCUGUGAACAAGAGUUCAAACAAGUCAUUCCUCUUGGAACCAAAUGUUACUGGGGAUGAUGAGCCAGGAACAGAAGAGGAGCAAGCAGCAUUCAUGAAGGAGCUGGAAAUUUUCCACAAAGACCGUUGUUUGGAAUUCAAACCACCAAAAUUUUAUGGAGAGCCACUAAAUUGUCUCAAGUUAUGGAGAGCAGUCAUCAGACUUGGUGGCUAUGAACAGGUGACAUCAUGCAAGUUGUGGCGGCAAGUUGGAGAAUCAUUCAAACCCCCAAAGACCUGCACUACUGUCUCAUGGACAUUUCGGUGUUUCUAUGAAAAGGCGUUGCUAGAAUAUGAAAAACAUAAAAUGCGUAGUGGUGAGCUUCCAUUUACCGAUGCUUCCUUUGCAGAGCCUGUGAGUGCUGGUGAUCCAUCAGGCAUGCAGCAAGCAUCACGAUCUGGCACUGGCCGGGCUAGAAGAGAUGCUGCAGCUCGUGCAAUGCAGGGUUGGCACUCUCACCGUCUUCUUGGGAAUGAAGUUGGGGACCCAAUUAUAAAGGACAAAAACUCUACCUCGACACCAAAACGUGAAAGGCAGCUUAAAAAUAUUGGUUUGCUUAAACGUAAAAAGGCAUCUCCUGUUGAACGUGCUGUCAAAGCUGCACGGCUGAAAGCAUCUAAAUCACAAUCUGAUACAAUGGUUGUUGAAAUUGGCCCCCCUGCUGACUGGGUAAAAAUCAAUGUGCAGAGAACUAAAGACUGCUUUGAGGUAUAUGCUUUGGUUCCUGGGCUUUUGCGUGAGGAGGUUCGAGUCCAGUCUGAUCCAGCAGGGCGCUUGGUUAUAUCUGGUCAGCCAGAGCAAUUGGACAAUCCUUGGGGCGUCACUCCAUUCAAAAAGGUUGUCAGUCUACCUUCUAGGAUUGAUCCUCAUCAGACCUCUGCUGUGGUCACCUUACAUGGGCAGCUGUUUGUGCGAGUUCCAUUUGAGCAGCCGGAUCUUUAGAUGUGUAGGGUGUAUUAUGUUUCUUGUGCAUAAAUUGCUCUAACCAUCUCUGGGAAGAGAGUUGGAGUUUUCUUGGAAGAAAUUAUAGGCUUUAGAUAUAUACAUAAGUAGCAACUGGAUGCAUUUUAUGCUUGGGGCGCUAGUGCGUGGAACUGAAGCUUUACAAUGUAGCUAACUCAACCAGUAUGAUAUAUACAACGUAGUUGAAUAGUGAGGAAUUA
Molecule: messenger RNA, 2499 nt
Organism: Diospyros lotus (date-plum)
Lineage: Eukaryota; Viridiplantae; Streptophyta; Magnoliopsida; Ericales; Ebenaceae
Product: AT-rich interactive domain-containing protein 6-like
Exons: 14
Coding region: 455-2278 (607 amino acids)
Biological process (GO): regulation of transcription by RNA polymerase II
Cellular component (GO): nucleus
Molecular function (GO): DNA binding
Source: RefSeq, a predicted model, not a curated record